Messenger RNA from Colossoma macropomum (tambaqui), 1569 nucleotides. RefSeq names its product LEM domain containing 1 (gene lemd1). The record is from RefSeq and is a predicted model, not a curated record. The coding region runs from base 315 to 1529 and encodes 404 amino acids. Gene Ontology annotation, molecular function: DNA binding. NCBI's taxonomy places the organism in Eukaryota, Metazoa, Chordata, Actinopteri, Characiformes, Serrasalmidae. The transcript is spliced from 10 exons.
UAGAGGAGUAGAGACUGUUACUGCAGAAAAGGGGGGACAAACUCCCUGUUAGUACCCUUAAACGCUGGGUGAGCAGAUGUCUACAAACGCUUGGAGAUAUAGUGUAGCUAGAUUGUGUUUGCUGUCUGUUCUGUCUGCGACCACCUGUCGUCCAUACCAUAACGUGGCUGUUUGCAAUUUGAGAGGUUUCUGUGUCCGGGUUUAGCUCUAAGUGUUGGUUGCAGGGGGCUUGAGAGAGCAGCAAGUCCACUUCUCUUUGGUGUCCUCAGCAGAGAAAAGUGUGUGUUCAACCUUUUUUCCCCCUAAAAGUUGACAUGCCGGUCUUUGUAGAGGAUCCCACUCAGUUUUCCAAACAGCGACUGAAGUCGGCACUAAUAUCGCACAGCGUGGAGCUGCCUCCAGGAGAGAGUAAGAAGGAAGUGUAUGUGGACCUUUAUAUGAAACAUGUCUGGAAUAAAAGCAACGCUGAUUUCUCAAGUGAUGACGAGGACCCGGCUCAGGAUGGCACUGACGAAGAAGAGAAAAUUGAGGAGGCAGACAUGGUGGAUUUGAGCUCACUAACUGAUGAUCAGUUAAAAAAGCAACUGCUGCAGUAUGGAGUCAAAGCUGGACCAAUUGUGGGCAGCACUAGAGCUUUGUAUGAGAGGAAGCUGCAGAGGCUGAUGGCACAUUCCUCACAGUUCAAAGUCAACGGUACAAGUGAUGCUGCAAAGUACUCUGACAGUGAGGAGGAGGAGGAGGAGGAUGAGGAUGAGGAGGAGUCUGGAUCAGAACAGCUGGGCCCAGAGUCGGUGUCCCGGACUGAGACUAGUGCGACAGCCAGAUCGGUGGGGCUGUACAGUCAGAGCAAAGAUUUGUUUUAUCCUCAGUGCUUUUUCCCCACCCUGAGACAGGGAAAGAAACAACAGGAGUCACUGGAAAGCACCCGAAGUAGCUCCCAGUCUUUCAGCAUAACUGAGCUGGUGGAGGAGGGAAGUAUUGAGAACAGGUUGAGUCCUCAGUCAAAGCCUGCAGGGACUGAAAGGAGAUGUAGCCAGACGCCAAAAGACAUCCGGGUGCUUUGGGACCUUCAACAGCUCAACAAGAGCACCAUGACCAAUACGUCUCUUUAUCUCACCCCCGAGUGUUUGCCCCAUCAAAAACAAACUACCACAAUAAAACCAGCUCCUGAACCAGUGAUUGAUAUUCUGACGGAGCUGUUCCCAGAAGCUGCUACUACUCCAACUGGAAUCACCGCUACUAAGAGACGGUCUAUAAAGGGGGCAGCAGGUCGUCCUGUGCAGUUCAAAUACUUAGAAACCCCGCUGAGUCCCGCCACACUGGAGAGACGAGAGAUCCAGCAGCGUCUGGUGCCUCUGUGGGUGCAGAUUGUCGUUUUUCUCUUAGUGGCGGCUCUUCUCUACCUCAUUUACGUAUCCAUGGAUGACCCGCUGGAGAAUCCUUUUAGUGCGCUGUUGGACAGUCUGACUGAGGAGCCCGCCCUCACCCCCAGCUCUCAGGACAUAUCCACAAGCGAGGUUGCUGCCUAGAGAGAACCUAGAGUACUUUGUGAAACCUCAGUGAUCCUCA